ACUUAGUUCAAGUUCUUGGACAAGACGUCGAUUGGCAUGGCGUCAGGGGAAUGUGUGGCACUUUAGAAGGUCUCUGGACGUAAUUUUGGGUAAAGAUAGCCCAGCAUGACGUCGGUUGCGCAGCUCGAGGUGGAGACCGAGUCGGCGGCCCCCACUGGCCUCGAGUUCGUUUCAGUGAGUUCUGGCGAUGCAACAAUCCCUGAAGGGAGUAUUGCAAUUGACAUUGACGAUGAGAAACAGGACACUGGCUACAGCGGUGGUGUACGGAACAGAUCACGGGAAGCUACAUCUCAGUUUCUUUCCAAAAAGGGCUUCGGAUGGAUGCUUGAAGUUGAUGAUCAGGAUGAAGAUGAGAAACCACUUUUAGAAGAGCUGGACAUUGAUCUGAAGGACAUUUAUUACAAGCUACGCUGUGUGCUGCUUCCGCUGCCGUUCCUGGGCUUCAAUCGUGCUGUUAUCCGCGAUGCUCCCGACUUCUGGGGCCCCCUGCUUGUUGUACUGGUCUAUGCUAUGGUAUCUCUGUUUGGACAGCUAAGGGUUAUAUCGUGGAUCGUCACGAUCUGGAUAUUCGGUACCUAUCUUCUCUUUCUACUGGCUAGAGUUCUGGGUGGCAGUGUAAGUUUCUCACAGAUGCUAGGUGUCAUUGGCUAUUCCCUACUACCGUUGAUCAUCAUUGCAACAGUACUUCCAUUGCUCCAUCCUUUUCCACUGCUCUCCAGCUGCUCCAAGGUAUUUGGUGUUAUCUGGUCUACGUACAGUGCCAGUUCGCUCCUAAUCCAAGAAGAACUGCAACAGAAAUCCUCACUUCUACUCUAUCCGAUCUUUCUUCUAUUUGUCUACUUCUUCUCUUUGCAUUCCGGUGCAUAGCUGCGGCAGUAAGGAUUGAGAUGAUCAUUUUUGCAGUCUGUACUCCGCAGUAUCAUGGAAUAAUAUAUUGUUCGUUGGCCCAGCCACUUGAGGAAACUGCAUUCACAUGCUAGCUGUAAAGAUAAUAGUGCUUGCGCUGGUCGGCAGCCCGAAUCUAAGCCUGGUCUGCAGCAAGGCCAUGCUGCCCCUGUGCUCCGCUGCCUUUUGUCCGCCCUCCGAGAUUCACCCGUGUACUCAUUAAUGCUAACACCACCAUCUGCACCGCCGCCGUUUCCAUGCUGGAGACCUGUCAGGUCUUGCUCCCCGUUUGAGUACACUGUACAGACUCCAACUUGUCACACACUACGACCUGCUGUGCAGGGAACUUUUGUUGAUGCUUUCUUGUUUGUUUUUUUUGUUUUUUUUUUAAUGACAUUGUUUUGAUAACAUGAUAACCUUUUGUUGACUAGACGAAAAUCAUUGGCAGCACUCUCGAUUAUAGCCGUUUCCAAAUACAUGUUGUGCUAUGUUCGUGGCUGUCUCUAGCGUGUAUACUCAUUUUACUCAGAUGAUAAUCUCCUCCAAUAAAACACUAAGUGUCAUGACAUUA
Molecule: messenger RNA, 1456 nt
Organism: Sycon ciliatum
Lineage: Eukaryota; Metazoa; Porifera; Calcarea; Leucosolenida; Sycettidae
Product: protein YIPF4-like
Exons: 5
Coding region: 106-867 (253 amino acids)
Biological process (GO): endoplasmic reticulum to Golgi vesicle-mediated transport; vesicle fusion with Golgi apparatus
Cellular component (GO): membrane; trans-Golgi network
Source: RefSeq, a predicted model, not a curated record